Penicillium macrosclerotiorum is the source of this 387-nucleotide messenger RNA. Its product is annotated as putative L-PSP endoribonuclease family protein Brt1. Lineage: Eukaryota; Fungi; Ascomycota; Eurotiomycetes; Eurotiales; Aspergillaceae. Bases 1 to 387 code for a protein of 128 amino acids. The transcript is spliced from 3 exons. Gene Ontology annotation, cellular component: mitochondrion; cytosol. The record is from RefSeq and is a predicted model, not a curated record. Gene Ontology annotation, molecular function: deaminase activity.
AUGGCCACGAAGACCCCCGUUCUCACCGAGAAGGCACCCAAGCCUCUUCCAGGGAUCUAUUCCCAGGCCAUCAUCGCCAAUGGCGUCGUCUACUGCUCUGGUGCCGUCGCAAUGGACCCGAUAACAAAUAAACUAGUUGAGGGGGACGUUAAAGCACACACGCAUCAAUGCAUCAAAAACUUGACCCAUGUCCUCGAGGAAGCCGGCACAGAUAUCAACAAGGUGGUCAAGGUCAAUGUGUUUCUCUCCAAUAUGGAUGACUUUGCCGAGAUGAACUCGGUGUACAUGCAGUACUGGGGUGAUGUGAAGCCAUGCCGAACCUGUGUUGCGGUGAAGACACUGCCGCUGAAUACCGAUGUGGAAAUUGAAUGUAUCGCGGUGCUAUAG